This is a messenger RNA of Liolophura sinensis, 5111 nucleotides long. RefSeq names its product nephrocystin-4-like. The coding region runs from base 133 to 3480 and encodes 1115 amino acids. Gene Ontology annotation, biological process: negative regulation of canonical Wnt signaling pathway; protein localization to ciliary transition zone. Gene Ontology annotation, cellular component: ciliary basal body; ciliary base; cytoskeleton. The record is from RefSeq and is a predicted model, not a curated record. Lineage: Eukaryota; Metazoa; Mollusca; Polyplacophora; Chitonida; Chitonidae. The transcript is spliced from 20 exons.
CUCCUCCACGGUAACCCACCUGACCAGUCGGAACAGCAUACAGCUCAAUGACCUCGUGGAGGAUCCCAUGUUCUCUAUUGUCUUCACUCUGGAGUAUGUGAUGGGGUACCCCUACAGAAGGAGGACAGGAAGAUGGCUUUGAACAUGGCUCGCACCCUUUCCCGUAACGUGACAAUACGCUGGGCAGCCUGGAACCCCUUCCUGGACUUCACCAGCCCAGAUGUCAAUAUCAGUCUGGUUGGGGGCCCAGGCGUGAUGCCUGAUGACACGCUGGUCUACCGUGUCCCACCUACAGACAUGCAGGACAAAACAUUGGCUAGAGUUGCUCCGGGAGCCAUCAGUUUCUAUUGGUCAGACAUGAGGAAGGGGGGAGAACUCCUGGGACUGCCUCAUGGCUCUGCCAUGUCCCACCACUUGCCAUCCUUUGAGGACGUCGCUGAGCACAUGAUGGAUGUAUCUCAUGGGAAGCCACCCAUUCCUGUAAACAAGGGAAGUCCCGGAGAUGGCAGCCGACGACCUUCAGUUGCCCAACAUGUACCUCGCCACAGUGUGGGAGACAUCAGUGUUGUUGCUUCAAACUCAGCGGCAAUGUUGUCCCCACGAGCAAAGACUUCAGGGAGCCAGCAGGAGCUGAUAUUACCCCAGGCGGCAAGCAUGGCGUAUGGACAGCAUGGUUUGACACCCAGAGCCAUGAGCCACCAACAUAUGAUGCCAGCCAUGUCUCACCAUGCCAUGAGCUACCACCAUAUGGGCUACCCAGUAGCAUACCAGUCAGUGCCGUACCCUGUGGAGAUUGGACACCUUCAUGAGCGGCCAUCCAAUGUGGUAGGAGCGGCAGGCCCUGAUCUUCACGAGUUACCCUUUACACCCGUCCAUGCGCCAAUCAUGUUGACUGGACCAACAGUCACCGGUCAUGGACUGUCACGUGCUGCCUACGCUCGGCUCUAUUCCGUGGGAUUCCCUCCAAUCCUGGACCGUAAUGGCGACCCCCCUGAGGUCAUUGACCCGCAGGCUCACAUCAGCGUGGACCUGGCCAAAGAGGAGAUGGACCCCCUCUCCUGCAAUGAGAUCACCUUCCAGUUCCUCGCUUUCUCCAAGAUGCUGUCUUACCAACCCAGUGGCCCAGCCAGCCAGAGUGGCACUGUCUUCUUCACUUUCAACUUCUACAGAUACCCACAGCUGACCACCGAGAGAUUACUGCUGUCUAAACCUCAGUCUGAGAUGACCAAUGAUCCGAGCGCCAUGCCAUUUGUACUGCAGAGACUGGACAAAGAUGGCUCCAUAUUGAAAGGGUCGCCUGGGUACCAGAUACGUUACUUGGUUGACCCUGGAUUCCUGAAGCCAGGUGAACGCUCUCUUUUCCUCCAGCACCUUUCCCAGCAGACCCUACACAUUGAUGUGUGGGACGGAGAUUCCCUUCUGUUGAUAGGCUCCGCAUCUGUGGAGCUCAAGUGUUUGUUACGUCGUGGCUAUGAGGCCGUUCAGACGACGUAUGAGCUGGAUGUCAUGCUGAUGGAAUAUGAGGAUGACCUGACCUCUAACAUGACGGGCGACCUCCACCGUGGGGGCAGCGUGCGCCCAGUUGGGGUCAACACCCUAGUUAAGGGUCGACUUCACCUGAGAAUGGCUAAUGUGGGUCACCUCCCUGACAUGAAGGCCAUUAAACAAGUGCCACUGGUUGACGGUUGUAAGACAAACGUGCUUGUGUCAGAGACUGCUGGCAAAUCAGCGUACAUCGGAGGCAGUUUGACCUCAGGAACUGGAACAGGCUCAAAGAAAAGCAAUGUAGUGCGUGCGCAGAACUUGGUGGAGAAUAACAGAGAGGUUGCCUCCCUUGUGGCUUCCCAGCGUGGUAACCUGGCCACCACAGAGAAGACUAAUCGGGAAGGAGAUGCGGAGCGACAGAGGAAGUUGUCCAGGAUGCAGGUAGUGAGGUCUAGGACCAAGGAGGAGCAAGAAGAGCUGGAGAACAAACCACUGAACAUCCUGGGAGUGAAACAGGAGAAGGCUGAACGGAUGCGAGAUCUGAAGACGAUUGACUUUUAUCGACAGCAGACAAAGCGAGAUGGAAUCCUGAACAUGCUGAGUCAAAACAUGACAACAGAGCACACAAUAUAUCCAUCAUUUGGCACAACAGAGUUCUUUGAGUUUGUGUUACGUAACCCAUACAACAUUCAGCACACAGUGGUUGUUGAAUGUAAUGAUCCAGAAUUAAGAGUGAUCAUGGACACACGAGAGUGGCGCCACUUCAAACAGGUUCAUCAGGUAAACACCCCUGUGGAGGAAGGCAUGUUCAGUAAGUCUGCGGAGACCAGUCAGUUGCCAGAGAUCUUCCUCCGGCCCAAGGAGACUGUCAACAUCCCGUUCAAGUUUGUCAUGUUUUCUGCUGAUCAGUCAGUUCAACCUCAGGGACCGCUUGACCCAUUUAACAAGGAGAGAAAUGAACGGAACACACUGAAGGAUAAAUCCAGUCUAGGAGAGACAGGAAGUGCUUUGUCACGCCUAAUCAAGGUUUACUUCAAAUCUGAGGACAACAAGCCUCUGUCUGUGUUAAAGCUGAAGGUAGAGCCACAACCCCACAUCAUAGACCAGACGUUCCGGUUCCACCACCCAGAACAAGCCUUCCUAAAGAAAUCCAUCAGGCUGCCUCCAUUCCAUGCUCUACCAGGUGCCCCAGUGGGUGGGACAGACUCUCAAAAGUUGUAUGUCCGGUGUAGUGACCCAAACGUGAUCUGUGAGAGUAAGAAAACUCAGGCUGGAGAACCUCAGGAUGUCUUUCUCAAGGUCGCCUGCGGCCCAUCACCACAAAUAAAGAAGUUUUUCAUAGCUAUCUACACGGACCAUUACUUCACACGACCCUCGCAGUUGUGGCAGUUUUACAUCCAUGCCCUUCAGAGGGUGGAUGUGGCAAGUGUGGAAGGACAGACUAACCAGUUCUCACUCAUACUGAGGGGUACACAGUCCUCUAGACUGGUACGUUGCUAUUCCUCGCACCCAAAUGAGAUGAUUCUGCAGCCUGCUGAGCCAUUCAUGUUAGCAGCCAGCACUGUCCAUGAGCUCAGGGUGGCCGUCCGUCCAAUGAGAGUCGGCAACAAAUUCUUCUAUAUCAACGUUGUCGACACAGAGUACCAUCAGUUGUUAAGAACAUGGCUAGUCUGUGUCAAUUGUCGGGCCCCGAUGAUUUCUCGUGCAUUUGAGCUGAAUCUUCCCAUAGGUGGUGGCAAAGGCUCCAACAAGCGAAUCACCUUUACCAAUCCUUACCCUUACAAAAAGACCUUCCUCUUACGGUCAAACCGUGAUGAUUUACUGCAGUUUAAAGACACACGCCUGGAAAUUGACGGUGGCGCAACGCAAAAUAUUGGGCUUCGCUUUGCUCCCUGUAUGCGCCCAGGUGUUACUGAAAUCCUCAUCUUUAUAAAUGACGAAGAAGAAAAGAAUGAAGAAACCUUCUGCAUCAAAGCCUCAUAUUCCCUGGAAUAGAGAACUUCGGGAACAGAGAACCUCACUGGUAUCUGAUGCACCCAAAGCCAGUUCUAUUUCAGGGUGCUAUGCUGAAGCCACAAAACAGUGUUUGACUUUAGUUAGUAUUCUAGAGUUCAGUAGCCUCAAGAGUUCAACAAGUGAAAGAUAUAUGUAUGUCUCAUUGUGACACUUGAAAAUGUUUGGUUGUAGGAAUUUUAAUUCUUGACCUCAGCAUAUAAGCAUUUGAAUCAUAUUUAAUUUGGACAUUAGUCAAACCAACAUGAGGACAAAAAUCUGGAAAGUUGCUUACAACAUGAGUUGUAUCAGUAGUUCAGGAGAGAUUUGCUCCUUCAAAGAACAGGCCCCUGGAAAAGAAAUGUAACAAGCGCUAAAGGACUGGCUACAUCUACAAUCUGUUGUAAUCUGGACAACUGACUUUGCAUGGAUUUGAACGAUAUCUUUGUAUGUCGUUUGGACAGUUAAUUGUAAGGUAAUUUUAACUCUACCAAAUGAAUUUGUUUUGACUUGUACAUACACAAACAGGUGACCAAAUGGAUGAUGAACUUUUUCUUAUCUUCAUCUGUAACAUUGUUUGAUAUAUCGAUGUGGAAUGUGACAUGAGCUUAAGGCAAUGUUUAUAAUAGCCUGUGGGAAUCACAGUGACAAGACCAUUUUAUUAUCACCUGAGACUUGUGUAAUCUGCCCCAGGGCCCAGUUGUUCAAAAUUGUAUUAGCAGUUUAGACUGGUAUUAACUUUAGUCUGGACUAAACGGCCAUUAGUUUUAUAUUAGGCCAAGGCUGGUAUGAAGAUUUAAGCCUGGCUUAACUUUUCAUACACUUUUGAACAGAUCGCCCCAGGUUAUCUUCACCUCAAGAAUCCGUACAGGUUGAUGAAAUCCGUCCUGCAAAACAUUUGCACUCUUGCCGUCCACGAGCGUGUAGCUUUACUGGGCUGUUGCCCGGUCAGCAUUUUGGUGCAGUGUUACUCAGCUGUAUACGUCUAAAUGUGAUAACUGUGGAUUCUUUAUAAUUUAGUUUUUACAAAUUACAGUAGUGUAAUAUUUUGAUAUCAUGUAUAUGGGUAAGUUGUUUGUUAUGCAAUAGUGGUAGAGCUACAGUUUUAGAGUUACCAUUUGUCAUGUUUCUAGAGGAAUCUCAAGUUGGGUAGAUUAUUUGCAAAUUAUUGUACAAGUGAAUUUAACCACUUAUUUUAGCAUAUCAAUAGUAACAAUAAUGUUACAAAGAUACAACAGUUACAGUGGGUACAUGUCACUCACAAAAUCCCAGAUAAAGAUAUCUGAACAAUAACUGUUAUGAUGUGGGGAUUACUAUGAUUGGUUCUGGAUGUGAACACACUCAUAAUACUUGUACACAUCACCUACAUGUACAUGCUUACUAAAAGAAAAAGAAUUGCAUAACUUUAAGAAGUACCUCGGAGAAGUCCAACCCAUGACUGCACAGAGUAGAGCAUGGUCUGGCCAAUGUCUUUGUACUUUGCUGUCUCUCCACUGUUGUUUGUGGCUUGGAGAAUAUGACGUGCAUCAUGCAUUUUCAUGUCUACAUGUGCUUUGUCAGGGCAUGCAUUUUUUAAUAUUUAUGUUAGACUCAGUCUUGUAUGCAUGUUAACCUGUAUUUAAACAUUUCCAAUU